AGCUGCGGCCGUUCCAGUCGCUGCCGUUCUCAUCGCUCUCGGCCGAACCCUUCGCCCUCGGUGGCCACCCCGGGGUGGCGCUGGCCCAGCCCCGCAACGGAGCCUGCGCCCUGCUGGAGUGGGACCAGCUCGGGGGGAAAUUCCGGGCGCCCACCGUCAUCAACUGCUCCUCCCCCGUCGCCUGCCACCCCAUCACCAUCGGCCCCACCCUCCUGCUGGUGGUGGCCCAACUGUCCGGCGGUUCCUGGGUGUGGCGCCGGACGUCCGGCCCGGGCUCUCCCUUUGUCCUGCACCAAUCGCUGGGCUCCGGCCACCUCCUGCAGCCCCACGCCGUGUCCAGCGCCCGCCUCUCCGGCCACCUGUACCUGGGAGUGGCCGACAGCUCCAAGGCCGGCCGGAGCACCGUGUUCCGCUGGACGUCCGGCGGCUUUUACCCUCUGCAGCCGCUGCGGCCGUGGCAGCGCGACACCCACGUGGAGUUGCUGCCGCUGGCCGGACGGCCGGCCGCAGUGGUGUCCAGCGCCGGCCGGAGACCGGCCGUGUACCGCUGGAGCGGCCAGAGCUUCGUCCAGCACACGGACAUCCCGCACGCGCCGGACGCUUAUGCGGUCAAGCACUUCCUGAUGGACGGGAGUGUGUACCUGUGCUCCAUGUUCCGCGAGGUCCAGCAGGUUCCGGCGCGUGGCUCUCUCGUGUUUCAGCCACUGACCAUCUCCGGCCAGCGCCUCGUCCUGCUGGGCAACGACUUCGGCCCGAGCCGCGUGUUUGGCCUGGGCCCGGGCGGUCAGCUGCUCUCUGGCCAGGAGCUGACCRCCCCCACKCCGCGCGCCUUCGUCCCRCUCAGCCUGGGCCAGCGGCACUUCCUGCUGGCCACCAGCUUCAAGGGGGCCACGCAGAUCUACAGCCACGCCAGCGUGGACAUUGGGACAUGAGGGGACAGCGGGGGACAGUGACCGCCACGCCAUCGUGGACAUCGGGACCUGAGGGGUCAGUGGGGAGAGUGACCACCACGCCAGCGUGGACAUUGGGACAUCUGGGGAUGGCUGGGGACAUCAUAGGGACAGUGACCACCAUGCCAACGUGGACAUCGGGACAUGAGGGGAGAGUGACCAGCACGGCAGAGUUGACACAGGGACAUGAGGGGAGAGUGACCACCACACCAGCGUGGACAUUGGGACGUGAGGGGACACUUGGGGACAGUGGUCAUCAUGUCAGAGUGGACACUGGGACAUCUGGGGAUGGCUGGGGACAUCAUGGGGACAGUGACCACCAUGCCAGCGUGGACACGGGGACAUGAGCGGACAGCGGUCAGCACAGCGGAGUGGACAUUGGGACUGCUGGGGAUGGCUGGGGACAUCRUGGGGACAGUGGUCAUCGUGUCAUUGUGGACAUUGGGACAUGAGGGGACAUCAAGGGGACAGUGUCCACCAUGUCCGCGUGGACACGGGGACAUGAGGGGACACUUGGGGACGGCUGGGGACAGUGGUCAUCAUGGGCAUUGUGGACAUUGGGACAUGAGRGGACARUGUCCACCAUGGUGUCCAAUGUCCUCAAGGUCCUCAAUGUCCCCAAGGUCACCAGUGACACUGUGGACAUUGGGGAUAUCCGGGGACACCUGGGGACUGUGUCCACCAUGGCGCCAUGGGCAUUGGGACAUCUGGGGAUAGCUGGGGACCUCUGGGGACAUUUGGGGACAUUUGGGGACACUUGUGGACAUUGGCCACCAUGGCACCGUGGACACUGGGAUAUGAGGGGACAUUUGGGGACAUUUGGGACAUUGUCCACCGUGGAAUCCUGACCAAUGAGAUUUUUGUUUCUGCCUCGCCAUUGGUUCAUCAUUGCUGGAAGCCCCGCCCCCUCCCUGUGAGGUUCUGCCCCUCAGCCAAUCAGAGCAGAGGAAACGCCCCCUGCUGGGCAGCGGGAGCCACGCCC
Malurus melanocephalus (red-backed fairy wren) is the source of this 1932-nucleotide messenger RNA. Its product is annotated as leucine-rich repeat LGI family member 4-like. The record is from RefSeq and is a predicted model, not a curated record. The transcript has 3 exons. Gene Ontology annotation, biological process: neuron maturation; myelination in peripheral nervous system. NCBI's taxonomy places the organism in Eukaryota, Metazoa, Chordata, Aves, Passeriformes, Maluridae. The annotation marks the transcript as partial.